This is a messenger RNA of Exserohilum turcica Et28A, 1674 nucleotides long. RefSeq lists its product as uncharacterized. The record is from RefSeq and is a predicted model, not a curated record. The transcript has 4 exons. Lineage: Eukaryota; Fungi; Ascomycota; Dothideomycetes; Pleosporales; Pleosporaceae. Gene Ontology annotation, molecular function: steroid hydroxylase activity; heme binding; iron ion binding. The coding region runs from base 1 to 1674 and encodes 557 amino acids.
AUGGAAACCCUCAAGAAUACCACAGUUUCUGCGUCUGGGGUUCUGCAGUCCGUCGAUCAAGGCAACUCGAGGAUUUAUGUCACAUCUGGCCUUGUGCUUGUAACACUGAUUACCGUUGCCUCAUGGCUAACGACGAAGCGGCCCCCAAGCCUGUGGGAUAACAUCCCAUUUGUCUCCAACACUCUUCAAUUCCUCACCAACAAUGAAUUGUUUAUGCAACGGGUAAUAAAGCUCAUGGAAGGAAGAAACCUAGCGACCUUCUGGCUGGGACCAAUUAAAUUUUACUUGUUGACCGGAGCCAACAAUAUGCAAACCCUAUUUGGAAGGGGAAACAAGGUUGGCAACGAAGACAUAUUUGUCGAAAGGGUAUUUCCAGUCCUUUACAAAAUGCCCAAGGAACACGUGCAGCGUUUCGCAAACGACCAUUCUGGACGAGGAAUCGUUCCAGCACCUGGCUUCGAGAAUGUCCCCGCAGAGCAACGAUACUGGCACUCUUACGAACACGUACACACACAGUACCUAGCUCGCACAGCCUACCUCAAGCCCGUCAUCGAAGUGUUCCGUAGCAUAUUCACCGAGGUUCUAGAUCGCUUCCCUAUCGGCGAGUCGAAGACCAUCAGCGUGAUCGAUUUCUGCAAGAACCAGGUAACUGAAAGCGCCAUGAGAACUCUCAUGGGGCCUACAAUUUUCGAACUCAACCCGGGCUUUUUGGAUGUCUUUUGGGAAUUUGACGACAACGUGUUCAUGCUGACGCUCGGACUGCCCCGCUGGCUAUACUCGAAGCCGUAUAAAGCGCACGACCGGUACAUUGGCAUGAUCGAAAAGUACGCCAAAUCCGCACGCGCAAAAUUCGAUUGGGACGGUCCUGAGCGUGAAGCGCCAUGGGAGCCACAGUUUGGCGCUCGUGUAUGUCGCGAAAUCACAAAGUGGCUUACCGAUACCGAUUUCCUGGAUCGAUCUAUUUCUGGGGCAUUGGGCGCACUGCUGUUUGCACAAAAUUCCAACACCAUUCCCACCACCAUGUGGAUGAUUCUGGAGCUAGCCAGAGACCCUGCGCUGCUCAAAGCGGUAAAGGAAGAAGUUGCCACGACAGAAAUAAUUGACCCACAGACAGGCGAGCGGACCUUUGACAUCCAGAAACUAGCGACGCUGCCGUUGCUGCAGUCUGUUUUUACCGAAACACUGCGGCUGAGAAUGAACUUCAACAUCAUUCGCCAGGUCAAGGAGCCUUUUGCCGUCGAUGGACAUAUGCUUAAGAAGGGCGCUAUGCUGCAAGCUCCGAUGAUGGUUGCGCACUACGACGAAGCUGUGUGGGGCAGUGAAGGGCAUCCUGCUUCUGAGUUUUGGGCUGAACGCCAUAUCAAAUAUGUGCAAGAUAUUGACGAAUCCGGCGAUAAGACUCAGAAACGUACCUUCGCUAUGGCUGGUCGUCCAAGCUCUUACUUUCCAUUCGGUGGAGGCCCGCCCGUAUGCCCAGGACGACACUUCUCCAAGCAUGAAAUCUUGGCUACUAUUGGUCUGAUAGUCUCUAAGUUUGAGUUUGAGAGCGCGGAAUGGACACAGUUGGAUGGCUCUCCGUCGGACAGAAUGGCCCGCAGCGAUCAGCGCUAUUGCGGUGCUGGCGCAAUGCCACCAGACAGGGACAUGAAGAUACAAAUGAAGAGGAUCUGGUAA